Messenger RNA from Anopheles gambiae (African malaria mosquito), 1176 nucleotides. RefSeq names its product syntaxin-8. Gene Ontology annotation, molecular function: SNARE binding; SNAP receptor activity. Gene Ontology annotation, cellular component: endomembrane system; SNARE complex. Gene Ontology annotation, biological process: vesicle fusion; intracellular protein transport. NCBI's taxonomy places the organism in Eukaryota, Metazoa, Arthropoda, Insecta, Diptera, Culicidae. Bases 185 to 916 code for a protein of 243 amino acids. The record is from RefSeq and is a predicted model, not a curated record. The transcript is spliced from 3 exons.
ACAGCUGACAUUCGAGCAGAGCUGCUCGAUCGCUUUGUUGUUGUGAGUUUUCUUUCAUCGCGACGACGAUCGCCCUUAUCAAAAUAAUUAAAUUACUCAUCAUUUUCUGGCUGUGCGUAGUGGCCACUAAACUUUCCUCCCCCCAUCGAAAGCGUGACGUUGUCCUUCCACAAACCACUCCAAAAUGGCUCUAAUCAACAUCGACGGUGAUCCCUGGCUCACCGAACUGGAUGCAUGCGAAAAUCUAAGCAACGAUAUACAGUCCCAGCUAGCGGCUCGCAAUCGUGAAAAUCAGCUCUCCCGCCAGUACAGCAUCAUUUCCGGCACGGUGCGCGUCCGGUUGAAGCAGCUCGGCAGCGAGCUGGACCAGCUAACCCGCAAGCUGGGCCUCCUCUCCAGCACGCUCACGGCGGGCGAGUCCGAACGAAGGCAGCGCCGCAUAGAGGCGCUACAAUCGAAGCUGAUCCAGUUGCAGCGCCAGUUCCAGUACGUUGAGCCGGCGGCCGCCCGGUCCGCGCUGUUCGAAACGAACGGCAGUGGUCGCGGGCGAGGUGCAGUGGCGUUUGCCGACGAUGACGAUGAUGACGAUCCGGCACUGAUACCGACGAACAGCAACUAUAGCGUGGCCGAUUUGCGCAACCAGCAGACGCGCAUUCUGGAGGAUCAAAACGAGGGCCUGGAAGCGCUGUCGCAGGUGAUCGCACGGCAAAAGGAGCUGGCGACGAGGAUCGGCGGCGAGGUGGAUCGUCACAAUGACAUUCUGGACGAUUUGGCACAAACGAUGGAAACGACCGACGGGCGGAUAAAUCGAGAAACGCGCCAAAUCGGAGCGAUCACCACGCAGGACUCAACCUGGGGCUACUGGAUCGUGAUAGGGUUGCUUUUCGUUGCCAUCGUUUUGGUGGGCAUUUUCUGAAAGUAAGGCAAGCUUGAGGCACAAGCUUCUUGUGUACACAUUUAUAUAACCCCACUUGCAGUUGCGCCGUACCCUUAUCUGCGAUUUAUCUCCGCCUGAGCAUCAUCACCAAAGUGUAGCCCCCAAUAACGGUGCGGAGAAAUAACGUGCGGGUGUGCCGGCAACUGAUUACACUCCAUAUCGCAAUGUAUUUAAAGCCUAAAACACUACUAUGUAUACUACCUUAAUAAAGCAAAACUUAUUUACAAUUUUACGUAAAA